AUGGGUAAGAGCAAAACCAUUCACGCGUCUCAUGGUUCUUCCCGCGAAGCUCAAUCGUCGAGAUCAUACAAAAAAGUCUCAACUGAACAUGUCGAUCGUGAUGGUGAUGACGACAUGCAGUUUGACACUGCGAAUGUUGAUAGCCCAUUUGAGGCCGAAGACCAUUAUGAACUCCCAAUCCGACAACUGUCACCGCCCUUUCAUGAUCAGUCUUCGGGAACACACUUCGAGCCACAACAUGAGUACCAGUCCUAUCAACAACACAACGAGCCGGGACCCGAGUUUCCUCUUGAUAUAUACAGUCAGCUUGCUGCCUUGCGUUGUCAGGGCAACCGGAAUGAAGCAGCCAUUCAGCGCAUCGAGGAGCAGCAAGCUCGUGCCAACAGCUACAUGGAGGAUCUUUGGCAUCAUUUUUAG
Messenger RNA from Lactuca virosa, 417 nucleotides. Lineage: Eukaryota; Viridiplantae; Streptophyta; Magnoliopsida; Asterales; Asteraceae. The record is from the annotation of a GenBank genome assembly.